Messenger RNA from Oncorhynchus kisutch (coho salmon), 1698 nucleotides. RefSeq names its product T-box transcription factor TBX3. The transcript is spliced from 3 exons. The record is from RefSeq and is a predicted model, not a curated record. The coding region runs from base 314 to 1147 and encodes 277 amino acids. NCBI's taxonomy places the organism in Eukaryota, Metazoa, Chordata, Actinopteri, Salmoniformes, Salmonidae.
AUUGGGUAUAAAUAUACAAAAGUUCAGUGAAACCUCUGGUGACUCUUUGGAUGAGGCUCCACUGAAAAGCGCAGGAAAUGCAACGUCAAUCGAGGGCUGCCAAAGUGACAACGAAAGCGGCCAAGAAAGCAAACAUUGGAAUAAUGUUGGACAAGACUUGCGAAAAACCUCAACCACCACAGAGGAACUGACACCUGAGCCAAAUGUCACCACAUUCCACGACAAAGCGGACAGGGCUUCAACGGACUCACUUAGGACCGAAACAGACUCAGAGGAUCCAAAAGAGGACCAUAUAAACUCCACAACUGGUGGUAUGACACGUUGCUUUGGAGCAGAGGAUCCGAGGGCAACAGAACACUUCCAGCCUUUAACCGUGGAAACGGACCAAAGUGCUCACAUCACAGGCCUAGGACGCAGCAGUUUUUCACACUGCUAUUCUUAUCCACCGGAUUGGACAAGAUAUAUUCUCAACCCCUUGGGUGUCGCUCACCGUCUCCUACACAAUGCCCAAGUCAACAUGCAGGGAGAAACUUUAUCCAGUGUAGCAGCAACAGCAAUGGGGCACAUGCUGAUGGCUGUGUCAUCUGGCGGAGUGUGCUCCAUGGGCACGGCUGGUAUCCCAGUAUCUUCUGUACAAAGAGUGUCAGGAACGUCAGGAUUACCCUUGAACUUUCAGCAGCAUGCUAUGGCAUCGCAGGGCCUCACGGUUUCUCCUUUUGGUGCUAUUUUCCCCUAUCCCUACUCCCAUUUGGCCACAACGGCUGCUCUCUCCACCACAGCAUCAACCCCAGUGCAUCGCCGCUCAGUAACCCCAGUGCAUCGCCGCCCAGUGCGCCCUCCUACCCGGUUCAGGCCAUACUUAAUUUCCAAUAGAGUAGGCCUACCAGACAACUGUUCGACGCCCCCGACAUCUAUUCGCCUUAUGACGGAUAGAGACGUGAAUUGUCACACUAUUGCAAAUAGUCCGAUUGCUGCUCCAUUGCACUGUAUGCCUAUGUCAGAGGUAAACAGCGUUUCCUCGCUACAGAGUUCUGGUGCGUCAGCGGCAAAACGUGUAUCCAGCAAGGAUUGCAUGGAUCAGCUUCAAUGUAUACAACAGUUGGUCAGAGGUAUUGACUCCUAUCAAGACAGAGACUCAUAUUCCUAGGUCAUAAAUCUAACAAACUGAUUACAAUUUAGAUUUUUUUUUCAUAGCCUGAUGAAUGAAGAUUGGGAUGUUUGCUAUCAUACCAAACGUCAUUUUAACAUUUCUAAUGCGGAAUGUAUGCAUAAUAGAUAACAUUGUUUGCGUCUGUGAAUUAUGGUUGCGCUUGUGUGUUGAUGAUACUGUAAUUUGUUCACUAAUGGCACUGAAGUUUAUUUGCAAUAAAUCCCUAAUGUUUUUAUAUAUCACUUAGCCAUGCAACGAACCGCUAUAAACCACUGUAUUUUACAACCAAAGCACGUGUGUAGUUCAAAUAUGAUUUAUUUCGUGAUCUUGACACAAUAGUUAAUAAGGACGUUUUGAAAAUUCGUUUUAAAUAACCAUUCUAUGGAGGAAUGUUUUUGCUGACUUGUUUGUUAAACAUUGAAAAGUCAAUGGCGUUGCUUCGGUCAGUUAAUCAAUAUCAUUUGCAGUUUCAUUAAACAACAUAACCAUUUCAUGUCGUGGUGUGUGUUUUGUCCUCUUUAAAAAAAUGUUUUUUUAAAUCUUUAAUC